AUGCCUUGGACGCUGCUUCUGCUGCAGCUGCUACUGCCGAUGGUGCGGAGCCAGAGUCUGGCGGGACUUUCCCAGGAGACGGGCCCCCUCUUCCGACUCACUCAUCAGGGACCCCGGGACAUGCACGACAGCCAAGCCACCGACUCGCCCUGCCAGGGGCUCCCGGCUGCAGGAGCCACGACCCUGACCCUGGCAAACCUCAGCCUGGAGCGCUUGCCCAGCUGCCUGCCGCACACGCUGCGCAGCCUCGACGGCAGCCACAACCUGCUGCGCGCCUUCGGGGGGCCUGAGUUCGGUCGCCUGCCGGAGCUACGCGUGCUCACUCUGAACCAUAACCGCAUCUCCACGCUGCACUGGGGCCGCGGCACGCCGGCCGGGCUGCGGGAGCUCGACCUCAGCCACAACCUGCUGACCGCGCUGCCCGCCGACGCCGGGCCCCCGGAGCGCAACAUGCGCUCGCUGGUGCUGGCCGGGAACCCACUGCAGGCGCUGCAGCCACGGACCUUCGCACGCUUCCCGGCGCUGCAGCUUCUCAACCUCUCCUGCAGCGAGCUGGACCACAUCGCCCAGGAGGCGUUCGCCGGGGAGGACGGCGGGCCCCUGGCGGCGCUGGAGGUCUUGGACCUGAGCGGCACGCGCCUGGAGCGAGUUGAAUCUGGGUGGAUCAGGAACCUGCCACAGCUCAAGUCCCUCUACCUGAGAAAGAUGCCCAGGCUGAAGACGCUGGAGGGAGACACUUUCAAGAUGACUCCCAAUCUACAGCAGCUGGAUUGUCAAGAAUCCCCAGCACUCAGUUCUGUCCACACAGAGAUCUUUCAAGACACACCUUGUCUACAAGUCCUUCUGUUCCAGAACUGCAACUUGAGUUCCUUUGGACCUUGGAUUGUGAAUUCCUCCCAGGUCUUAUCUGUCAACCUCUUUGGCAACCCUCUCACUUGCAACUGUGAGCUGGCUUGGCUUCUCGUGGAUGCAAACAAAACUGUCGUACACAGGGCAGCAGAUACCAUGUGUGAGCCCGCUUUAGGAUCCAAGGACCCCUUCUCUGGCCCUCUCUCCCUCUGCCAGCUGUCUGAUGUGUGCAGGCCAGAUCAAAGCACCACCCUCCCGGCUUCAAACCUGCCUCACUUUGAUCAUCCAGUUUCUGCACCACGGACACAGGGGCCUUCCAUUGGACAGAACACAGUCCUGUCUACUCAACCUGGAGGAGGCCAACAAAGUAUCACCAAGGUCCCCUCCCACACUGUGGCUUCUCUUACACAAGGGGCAUGGAUGCAUGGUGAUACGUCAGAGGAAACUGCCCAGUCCGCUCCUGACUCUCUGACAGUUUACAGUCCCUCCAGGGCUCUGCCUGGUGCAGCCGGCACAGGGGCAGAGCAGAUUGCCACACAUACCCUCGAGCCCAGUAUCUCACUUGCCUCCGGCACACUGCUCAGCAAAUACCUUGGACCCUUGUCCACUUCGCCAAACCCCCGGAGCAUAUCUUGGACGAACCAGAGGACACCAGCCACCACCCAGGCUCCCCACACACAUCCUCCACAGGAUGAGAUUCCAGUCCUGCUGUUAGAUGACGACAGCGAGGAGGAUGAGACUCAGAAUCAGGUGGCAGCACCUCGCGAGGCUGUCUCUUGUGAUUACCACCCCUGCAGGCAUCUGCAGACCCCAUGUGCAGAGCUGCAGAGGCGCUUCAGAUGCCGCUGCCCUGGUCUGAGCGGGGAAGAUACCAUCCCAGAUCCUCCCAAGCUGCAGGGGGUUUCAGAGAUAACUGACACGUCAAUGCUCAUCCACUGGUGUGCCCCCAACUCAGUGGUGCUCUGGUACCAGAUCAACUACUUGGCGGAAGGAGGAUCUGGGAACCAGUCCGUAGCGGACAUCUAUGCUACAGCACGACAGCACCCCCUGUACAAGCUGUCUCCAAGCACUACCUACCACGUGUGUGUACUGGCAGCCAACAGGGCUGGCCUGAGCCAGCAGCAGACCUCAGGCUGGAAGAGGUCAUGUGCCACCUUCACAACCAAGCCCAGCUCGGUAGUCAUCUUCUGGGGACUGUGUAUCUCCAGUGCCCUGUUACUGGUUAGCACCCUGGUGCUGUCUGUGUGUCUCUGGAGGCAGCGCUGGAAGCCACACAGGCAGUUCUAUGACACAAACCUGGUGGCCUUCAAAAACCCGGCCAGGGCUGAGGAAGUAACUCAGUGGUAGUGACUUCCCCAUGCGCAAGGCCUUGGGUUUAUCCCCAAUAUCAAAAUCAGACGCAUUUGAGGCCUUGGAUUGAUCUCUAGCAACCAAAUUAAACAACAGACCAGCCUUUGACCACCUGCUGAGACUCCAGACCUUCAAUUAUCCCAGCUUCUUUCCUCCAAUCAAACCACAUCUGCAUGCAGAAAUUGUGAUCUAGUGCCUAUAAACAAUCUCGAGUUCCACAUUCCCCAAAGCCAGCGUGCCUCAGGCACGCACAGCACUCUGCCGCUUCCUUCUCUGUUCCUUCUGUAACUGUUCUCAGUAACCUGAUGGUCACACCCGACAGUCCUGCUGGCACCUGUCCUUCUGGGUUGUUCCCUUGGGGUUUUCAGCAGUCAGUGUCUCCCUCA
Messenger RNA from Peromyscus californicus insignis, 2585 nucleotides. It is a transcript of the gene Lrrn4, whose product is annotated as leucine rich repeat neuronal 4. The record is from RefSeq and is a predicted model, not a curated record. Lineage: Eukaryota; Metazoa; Chordata; Mammalia; Rodentia; Cricetidae. The transcript has 4 exons. Bases 1 to 2196 code for a protein of 731 amino acids. Gene Ontology annotation, molecular function: protein binding.